AUGAUAGAAUUAAAGAACUUGGACUUUCACUUGGAAAAUUUAGGUGAAUCAAACAGGUGCUUCAACGAUGAGGAAAAACUAGGGUUGCUAUACGGCAUGACAAAUUUGGAGGAAAAAAUAAACAAAGAGAUUUAUCUGUGGGGGAAAAUAGAAGGCAUACAAAAUGACUAUUACAUAGUCUACUACCUCAAUAAUGAUAAAUUUUUUCCAAAAAAGAAAUUUUACUACUGUAAUGAUGAUUACGAAUUUAGGGAAGUGACAAAGGGGAAUGAUAAGUUGAUAGAGAAAGUGGAGAACAAGACGCCCUUCACGCUCUUCACAGGGGUGCCUGGCAAUUUAUUUUAUGAGGGUAGCAAGUCCACGAGGGGGCAGGGCGGAAUUGGCACUGAUGGGAUGGGAGGUGAAGCCUCCUUAAGUGAAAAUAGUGAAGCCUCCCCAAGUGACAGUAGCGAAGCCUCCCUAAGUGACGGCGAAAAAAGUAGCACCGGGCAGAGCAGUAGCGAAAAUAGUGACAAUUCCAAAAGUAGACAUCAAAAUGAGGACUCACAAAGCGGCGAAAGCGAAACGGAAGGAGGAACCACAAAAAAGGAAAAGAAAAAAAAUGUGGAAAAAAAUAAACAGAAAGAAAGACAGAGCGAUAUCACGGAGCUUGAGAGACUAUCUUAUGUUGUUAGAAAAAUCGACGAAGAAGCAUUUAUUGUACCUUACAAUUCUGUAAAAAUAACAAAUAACUUAGAACUGAAAUUUGCCAACUUCAGUGGAUUGAAUAUGAUAGAAGCACUAAAAUUAACAUCGUGGGUUCACUUUAGAUACCCUAAAAAUUUAACAUACGAUAAAAUUAAGAGUUACAAUACUUUUUUUUUGAAUAAUUUUCUCGAUUCUAUCAAAUCAGAUGUUCCAGCAAGCAUGUGGAAUGUAAAGGUUAAUAAUCAGUUAAGUAAAAUUUCCAUAAUGAAUUCUUUGUACCCUGGUUAUGUCUUCUACCACCUGUUGAAUACCCCCUUUUAUGCCUCUGUGUAUAUAGGCAAUGGGAUUCCCAACUAUGACCUCCCGUUUUUGUUGCCUUAG
Messenger RNA from Plasmodium fragile, 1068 nucleotides. RefSeq lists its product as uncharacterized. The transcript has a single exon. The record is from RefSeq and is a predicted model, not a curated record. The coding region runs from base 1 to 1068 and encodes 355 amino acids. Lineage: Eukaryota; Apicomplexa; Aconoidasida; Haemosporida; Plasmodiidae. Gene Ontology annotation, cellular component: axoneme. Gene Ontology annotation, biological process: motile cilium assembly; cilium movement involved in cell motility; axoneme assembly.